This is a messenger RNA of Struthio camelus australis, 2026 nucleotides long. RefSeq names its product centrosomal protein 70 (gene CEP70). Gene Ontology annotation, cellular component: centrosome. Gene Ontology annotation, molecular function: gamma-tubulin binding. NCBI's taxonomy places the organism in Eukaryota, Metazoa, Chordata, Aves, Struthioniformes, Struthionidae. The record is from RefSeq and is a predicted model, not a curated record. Gene Ontology annotation, biological process: cilium assembly; regulation of microtubule cytoskeleton organization.
UCUUUCCCGAGGCCUGAUGACUUUCCCUUUUUCUUUCUUUCUUUCUUUUUUCCCCCCUCCCGUGUUCAUCCCUAGGCAGCUUCAGAUCAGGGCCCGGGCUGCUCUUUCUGCAUAUUUGAACAGAAAUCCCUCACAAUGACGGAGCAGGAGAAAGCAGAAUGGGAAAACUUAAACAAAAUUUUGAUGCGCCAUGGGUUGAAACCUGUGAGCUUUGCUGCCCCAGGAAACAGCAGAAGUAUAUCAGAUAUGAUUGUCUUGGACAAUCAGUCUUCUCUGGGGAUAAGACGUGCAUUACAAACACUGCUGGAAGACACGGACCGACAACAGAAAAUGAUGCAUGGGCUUAUGGAGGCUAAUCACCAGCUCAGAGAUGAGGUACGUCAGGAACGAGGUCGAGCAUCCCGGCAAGAACAACGGGCUAAUGAUUUGGAAAACGUGGUGAAGAACAUAAAAUCCAAAAUUUGCCAGCUGGAAGAUGAGACAAUAGCUAAGGUUUGCCAGCAACAGAAUCAGGUCAAAGAACUUCAAAAAGAUCAGCAGAUUUCACAGGCAAAAUACCAACAGCAACAGGAAAAGCUGCAAGAACAGGAAGAGACUAUUGCCCGUUUGCAGAGGGAGCUGUACAAGGUUGGGAUGGAGGAGCAGCAGCGUGUUGCCACUCAAAACAAAAUGUUUUGCCAGUUUUGCAAAAGAGCUCCGAAGUCUCUUCUGGAUCAGCAGUUUCUUUGUUUAAUUGAUUAUUAUGAAUCUCAAAUUAAUCAAAUGAAAAAGGAGUUAAGGCAAUACAAAAAAGAUGAAGAUCAUGUACAGAAAGAAGUAAAAAGCAGGGAAGAAUUCUUAAAUCUAGAUGCCUCUCCUAAUUAUAGAGCACUACUCACGUCUUUCCAGAAUCAACUUGUUGAAACAAAAGCCAGGAAUGAGCAGCUUGUGCUUGAAAAUAUAAAUCUCAAGAAAGAUUUGGAAAUAAGACCAACUGCACAGGAAUUAAAACUUUACAAGCACCAAGUGAAGAAACUAGAAAAAACUUUAAAGAAAACUAUCCAAUCUUCAGGGAGUAGUAUUGGAGAAAGAAUAAAAGAAAAGAAAGAAUCUGAAGGUAUCACAGGAGAAGAUCAGUUGCAGGCAGUUUGUCAGCAAUACUUACAGGUUUUGUCCAGUAUUGAUUCUGUUAUAAGAAGUCCAAGAGCUCCUCCGCUAAUAUACAGGCGCAGUAAAGGGCCAAUCCAAAAUUAUAUUAAAGAGAAUGGACAGGAAUGUAGAUUUGAGCACCUUCCUCCUACUAUAGAAAUGUGGGCAGAUCAGCUCAUGGCCCUAAAGGAUUUGCACAGGUCCUUGAGAAAACUGUCUCUGGAAUUGGUGCCCUGGCACACUACAAGUCCCCAGGAUAACAGAGAAUCUGUACGAGUUGAAGACCUUCAGUUCAUAGUAGAUGCAAUUUUAGAAGAAAUAGAAAAUAAAGAGAAGAGCAGCCAGACACCGUCCUUACAAACGCUGCAUGCGAUUGUCUCUCACUUCCAGAAGUUGUUUGAUGUGAGUUCUCUGAAUGGUGUUUAUCCACGAAUGAACGAGGUUUACACAAAACUUGGAGAAAUGACCAAUGCUAUGAGAAAUCUCCAGGAGCUCCUGGAACUAGACAGCUCUGCUCCACCCACUGUGGUAGUGGAUACUGUUGGGAAACUAUGUGACAUAAUCAAUGAAAAUGUGACUGAGCAGGUGCAGCAACUUCUGGGGACCCAAGACAUCCACAGUAUAAUCCGUAAGCUAGAAGAACAUGAAUGCUUCUUUCCACCAUUUCAAGCUCUCAUUCAGGAUUUGCUCUGUCUUCUAGAAAUCAGUAACCUGGAUGAUAUUUUACCUACUGUGAAAAAUCUGAAAUUGGUAGCUAGUUAAGUGUUUGUAUUGUGUGCCCUAACAUGCUCUAUCUUACCUAUGAAUGCACCAAGCAAAUGGCAUACAGCUACCUCGCCUCCGUGACCCUAAUGGACAGUUUCAGAAUAUUCUGACAUAAAUAAAAGCUUGACUUUGC